GUUAUCGAAGUGCCACAAUGAAAGCUUUCGUAUAUUGUUUUGUGACCCUUUUGGCCUGUGCAGCGGCCUACGAAGUAGACCUCUUGACCGAGGAGCAGUGGAAUCGUCUUAUCGAGCGUAAUCCCGCGAAGCCCGAUGAACAUGGCUUGAUACUGAACUCUCAGGCCAAGAAGGCGGUGAAGAAUUUGAUGGAGCAUCUACCCUGUGGUUUUCCCGAGUACGGCAUUCCUCCACUUGCGCCCUACACGAAUGCUGAUCUGAAAAUUCAUUUGGCUCAAUCUGUUGUCGAUGCCCUGGUUCAGUUUCUGCGCUUCCGUUUCGAUGGCCUGGAGAACAUGGAGAUUAAGAAGCUAAAGGUCAGCUACACGUUUAGCAAGAAGGUUCAGUUCCAUUUCAAGUUCAAGGAGCUGAAGAUUAGCUCGCAUAUCCUGAACACCGAUACGCUGAUCGAUCUGCUGCAGGAGUUGGGUCUAUCGGUGCGCUAUGAGGGCACCGGACCGCUGGGCUUCACACUGGAGGAUCUGUCCAUACAGGGCUCCUUCAAGUACAAGAUGCCCCUCAUCUUUGGUUCCAUUAAGAUUUAUAAUUUCGAUUGUGUCGUUGCGCUCGGCGGCGUCACCUCUCACAUUGGCGGCAUUUUGGGCAACGGCAGGUUUAAUGAGAUGGUCAACGAUAUUAUUGAUUAUGAGGUGCCCGCCCUUGUCAAUGGACGCCAGAAGCAGAUCAGCGAUAGAAUCGAAUCCUACUUUGUGCCCUUGGUCAAUGAGCGUCUCAAGGGUCAUAAGGUCUGGUUCCUGUUGAAGCAGCUGGUCAACCUCAACAAGAAGUGCUCACCCACUCCGGCGCCCUGGUUGGCUGUACAGUAAGCAAAAGUAACCAAAGCAACCAAUAAACCAUGUGUACGCCUUCAA
This is a messenger RNA of Drosophila novamexicana, 911 nucleotides long. RefSeq lists its product as uncharacterized. The record is from RefSeq and is a predicted model, not a curated record. Bases 18 to 866 code for a protein of 282 amino acids. NCBI's taxonomy places the organism in Eukaryota, Metazoa, Arthropoda, Insecta, Diptera, Drosophilidae. The transcript is spliced from 3 exons.